Molecule: messenger RNA, 566 nt
Organism: Aspergillus fijiensis CBS 313.89
Lineage: Eukaryota; Fungi; Ascomycota; Eurotiomycetes; Eurotiales; Aspergillaceae
Exons: 1
Coding region: 89-490 (133 amino acids)
Source: RefSeq, a predicted model, not a curated record
ACCAUCCACUUUACAUCACCGGUCCCUUUCGGGACCUUCCGUGUAAAAAAGUUUCCUUCCCAUGACCGCACCCAUCUAUCCGCCAUAGAUGGUCUGUACAGCUAGCUGCGCUCGUCUUUCUAUCUCUUUUUCACGUCGACUCUUUUCACUCUCAUUCCGCGCUUGUUGUUCCCAUCUCUCUAUAUUAUGUCUAAUAACUAGACCCAUCCAUCUAGCGCCAAUCAUUGAUCGAACCUCGUUGAUUCUACGAUACCUCUCUCUCUCCCUCUGUGUGUGUGUGUGUGUGUCGCGGACUAUACUCCGUCCCACCAUCAUAUUUACCGUUCAUGCGCCCAUCAGCAUUAUCUCUGAUUCCCAGUUCUGUUGUGUCUUCCUCUCUAUCUAUCCCUGUGUGUGUGUAUGUAUAUGUCUACUACUCUCUAUAUGCCACAUAACUUGUCUGUGUUCUGAUGUGGACGAGCUGCUUUGCUUUCUGGUUUGUUGUGGAUAGAAUCAUGUUGAGCAUGGGUACGUGCCUGGAAUGGAAUAAUGCCCCGUUAAUUCUUCAACUCCAUCUCCACCACGAA